AUGUCUCCUGUUCUUCAUCCAGAGGAAAUAAAUUUCUGUCGGUUUAUGUUUCUAAUUCUAAGAAGAACGCCAAUAACAGUGAGAACGUACUUUGAUUCCCGUCACCCACCGUUACAGUUAAUGACAGACCUCGCAGUAAAUAAAGACACCCUUUCAGCUCUAAAGGGGAGAAUCAUAUCUGCUCAGCAAUGGAAGACACUGUUUCCGUCUUCAGGAUAUGUAAACUCAAGGCAAUUUGACGUCACAUUGCUGAUCCUCCUUCUACGGUAUAUGACGAAUGUCCCUGCUCCUGCAACGGGUUUUGACAAGUUGCCUCCACAAACAGACGAUAGUGUUGGAGCAGACCUUGCCAGAAUAAAGCAUUAUAGAAAUAUUGUAGCUCAUUCAAACAAUGCCAAACUUUCAGAAACAGAUUUAAAUGACUACUGGGCAGAUAUUGAAAGUGCCAUUGAAAGAUUAGGAGGAAAAGCACAACUUCUAGAGACAAAGACAUUAAAGACCUCUCUAAUUGAGGAAAAAGACAGAGAGAUUAUGGUAGAAAUAAGACAAUUGGGAGCUCAGUUGCAAGAAACCAUUCCUCAAAAUAUCAAAGAACAAAUACAAGAUCUUUUAGAUUUUUGGACAGAAGAGGACGCUAAAUUUCAUGAAACUCGAGCUUCCACUGAAGUUUAUAAUUUAACGCAAUCCCAAAAAUGUGUAUCUGUUGUUGGAAACUCUGGAGCUGGAAAGUCUGCUAUUGUGCACCAUGUUGCAUUAAACAUGCAAAACAAAGGGUAUUGCGUUGUGCCCAUUAAAGUUCCAAAUGAGAUACUUCAGUAUUUCAAUGAGAACGUGGACCAGAUCUUUGUCAUAGAUGAUCCUUGUGGCGAGCGGAGCAUCGAUUUCUAUUCAGCAAAAGAAUGGAAACGAUAUGAAGAUGAUAUAAUGCGUUGUUUAUCAAAAACCGCCAACACGCGUUUAUUGUUGUGUGAUAGGGGUAAGCAUUUAAACAAUUCUUGCCCAUUAGAUGGUUUAAACUUUAUAACCAUACCCUGCAUAACAGGGAAGAAAGACAUUUUGGAGUUUCUUCUCAACGAAGGGAUUUGCACUCAAAAUGAUGUAAACACCUUUGUUCAUUUUACUUACCAAUCUGUAACACCAUUAACUGCAGCUUGUAAAUUUGGACACAUUGAUAUAGUGAAUUUAUUGAUUGAAAAUGCAGCAAGCGUCAACUUCCCAGACAAAAAUGGAAACACUCCUCUGGUCGAAAGUUGUUGUAAUGGGCAUGGUCAAAUAGUGAAAGUUUUAAUCGAAAAAGGUGUAAAUUUAGAAGAAAGAUGUUGUUUAGACUUGUUUGAUUACGAUUACAUUCUAGAUACUUAUGAUGAUGAAUAUGGAAAGGAGGGCUGGUCGGCACUUUGGUGGGCAUGUAAAGGAGGCCACUCAUCUAUCGUCUCUUAUCUGAUUGACAAAGGAGCAAAUAUUCACAAUACAAAUAAAGCAGGCAAAACUCCUCUUUGGGCUGCAAUUCAAAGCAGAAAAUUCGAUGUGGUUGCUUUAUUGGUAGAGAAAGGCAUCAAAAUCAAUGAACAAGAUACUUAUGGACGAACACCAAUAUGGUGGGCUUCAAAUGUUGGAAAAGAAGAAAUACUGAACAUAUUUAUCGAUCAUGAUGGAAUGGUUAAUAUCUGUGACCAUAAUGAUAUAUCUCCGUUAUACACCGCGUGUUAUAGGAGCCAUAUUGAUUGCGUAAAGUUAUUGAUAAAUCACGGGGCCAAUGUUAACACAGAACACUUAGUGCAACCUUCGCCUCUUACUGGCGCUUGUUGCGGUAAAAAUAUAGAUUUGAUUUCUCUACUCAUUAGAUCAGGUGCUGAUGUCAACUAUGCUUUCCAGGGUCUGUGUUCUCCACUUUCUAUUGCAACAUGGUCCUCAUUCCAAGAUUGCAUGACCAUUUUGAUAAAAAGUGGUGCUGAAGUCAAUACGACCUUUGAUAACAGAAAAACUGUACUCACCCAAUGCAUCUUUGACCAUCCUAAAGAAGGGGAAAGACUUCGUUUCCUGCUACACGAUCUACAUACAGCGGACGAUGAUUGGUUUCUUUUUCAUCCUGGGGUACUAAAUUCCAAUUUACAUGACAUUAUAUCAGUUUUAAUCAAUUUUGGUUGUGAUCUUAAUGUCCAAGAUGAGCAUGGAUUAACAGCACUUAUGGGUGUUGUCCAGCGCAACCGUGAAUGCACAAAAUUACUUUUAGAACAUGGAGCUUGCGUUAACGCCACGGAUGAAGACUCUCGUUCUGCUUUACAUUAUGCAUGUCUUGCAGAACAUCAUGAGGAGGUUGUCUUACUCAUUGAACAUGGAGCAGAUAUUAAUGCUAGAGAUGAAUCUGGGUUUACACCAUUGUACUAUGCAUGCAAAAGAUUAGAUGUACAGACGCUCGACAUACUUUUAAACAAUGGAGCUGAUGUUAAUGUACGGUUGAAUCAAUUGAUGACAGCCUUGUUUUAUCUUUUAUACAACGCUAUAUUUGAAAAAAGGAAAUUAAUUGAAUAUUUCUUUGAUGAAGACUUGCCAUUAAACGUACUUCUGCAAUAG
Molecule: messenger RNA, 2574 nt
Organism: Saccostrea echinata
Lineage: Eukaryota; Metazoa; Mollusca; Bivalvia; Ostreida; Ostreidae
Product: ankyrin repeat domain-containing protein 17-like
Exons: 5
Coding region: 1-2574 (857 amino acids)
Molecular function (GO): protein binding
Source: RefSeq, a predicted model, not a curated record